AAGUUGGUGGCAAAAGUCGGCCAUUCUAUUAGUUGACGGAAAGUUGCCUUCAAUUUUCUCAGCAAGUUGUCGACAGGUUACAGUAGUAGAUUCUCGCCAACUUUCUGGGAAACUUGUAGUCAACAAUUCAAAAGCUAAAAGCUGUCGACAAUUUGUCAUCAAGUUGAUCGCAACUCAUGUAGACCAACUUUCUGAUUAGAAAUUCUGGCUAUCAGGGUAGUAUGAAUUUGCCGGCAGGUGGCCAUUAAAACUAUCAAGUUAUAACGUAUCGAGAUAAAAGAAGCACGCAUUCGUUAAUUUCUUUAUUCUUUGUGCGCAAUACACUGGUACAUUGACAGUCAAUACGCUUUUUAGCGUAGAUUUAAACAAAGAAUUGAAUUUUUUUUUAUUUGUAUCGAAAUUAUUUGGUGCAAUGGAAGAUUUUCAACUUGUAAAAACUCAUUCUAUGAUUGAAGAACGGACAGUUAUGUACGAAUGGAAAAUAGAUCAAUUUUUUUCAAUGAUGCAAUUUUCCAUACACACGAAAAACUACAGCACAAUCCAAUCACCAGAUUUUUCAACUAAUAAUAAACCUGGUGAUAGUACGUGGUAUUUACAAACUAAUCUUCAUAAUAAUUCUUGUUUGAGUUAUCAGGAAAUGUUUUCAAUAACUUUGACAUAUUAUGGUGGUCCUCAAAACUUGAGAGCCAAAUAUUCGAUAUGUAUUAUUGAUAGUGAAAAAAACAAACAAUGUGAACAAAAAGGAAAUUAUACUUUCGACAAAAGUGUUGGAUAUGCUAUUCAGCCGUCUGUUCAACUAAGUGAACUAUUUAAAAACACAGAUAAAUUAGUACCUGGUGAUACAUUAACGGUAUCCCUUGAACUUACUGAAUUUAUUGUACGUUCUAACACUAUUCCACCCAUCACUAAACUUCGACUAAUAAAAUCGAAAGAAAUUGUUGAGGAUUUGGUAGCUCUUUUUCAUAGUAAAGAAGGCAGUGAUGCUGUUUUAGUUGUUGGUGAUAAGAAAAUUCCAGCCCACAAAACUUUACUAAUGAAUCGAAGUAAUGUAUUUCGUAAAAUGUUAACAUGCCACCAGAAAAACAACAAAAAUGAUGAAGUAAAUAUCCCUGAUAUGAAUUCUGAUUUAUGUGAAAAACUAUUAGAAUUUAUUUACACGAACAAUGUGACUAAUGUUGAUGAAGUUGCUGGACGUUUAUACGAAGUGGCAGAUAAAUAUCAGUUACCAGCUCUUAAAAAGUUAUGCGAAGAAUCAUUCCGUAAGAACGUAAAUGUUGAAAAUGCCGUUCAAUAUCUUGUUUUACUUAACCGUCAUAAUGCUAACGAAGACUUCUUGAAUUAUAUAGCAGAUUUCAUUGCAAUCAAUUCAAAGAUAAUUACCGAAACUGAAGAAUAUAAAGCAUUACUAAACACUAAUCCAGCAUUAUUGUUAACUGUAACAACAAAAAUUUGCAAUCUUCGAAAAAAUAGAAAGAUCAACAUCUUGGAAAAUCAAUACUGCAACAUAAAAUGGAUGUUUUUAAUCUUAUUAUUAUCAGUUCUAAUCCUUAACUUUGGACUUAAUUUAAAUCUUUCUACUUUCUUUUCAUCAUUACUUUCAUUCUAAUAAUAAUUUACAAUAAUUAUUAUAUCAAUUAUAUCAAUGCACUUAAUAUUAUCUUUGCUAGAUCAUGCUCAAAAAAGAUUGUUCUAUAAAAAAAAAGGAUUAUUUUGUAUUCUUAAUUUUUCAAUAAAUACUCAUCCAUAAAAAAUAAAUCAUCACUACAGUUGAGUUUGAAUAGAGAACAAGUUCUUUGAUAUUUUCAUUUUUGCUUAUGAUGGAUGUGAAAAAAAAACAAGAACUGAUCCUCGUGUUACAUAAAUAUCUAUUGAUUUACAUCCGUUAUCAUUAAAAGAUUCAAAUUUUAUUAUGGAAUGAAAUCUAUAAUACUGAAAUUAGCCGACUACUAAAAUUUUUUGAUUUUUAUUUAAAAACUCAUUGAUUACAAACACUUAAUAAAGUAUAUAAUUGUAUCAAACUGAUAACCAUUUAGCCUCAUGAAAUAAUAUUCAGUUAUUUAUGAUGUGCAUUUUUAAAUAAAAAAAUAAUUUGAUUCUGCCCAAGGAAAACUGAGUCCUAGCUCCGAGAUUGAAACGAAACUUUUAACAUCUCGAUCACAUACAAUAUAUGUAAAAAAAUCGCAGUUACUUUGUAGCUCUCUUGUACUUUGAAUAACAUAAAUUGGACGUAAAAUUAAAGUUUCUGUUUUACAUUAAGUUUACAUUUAAUUUUAUGUGCGGAAGAGCGAAAAGUUGAAAUAAAUUUUUUAUGCGUACUUGACGUCAUCAUCAAUGACUUAAUUUAAAUCUUUCUACUUUUUUUUUAUCAUUACUUUCAUUCUAUUAAUAAUUUACAAUAAUUAUUAUAUCAAUUAUAUCAGUGCACUUAAUAUUAU
Messenger RNA from Microplitis mediator, 2435 nucleotides. RefSeq names its product speckle-type POZ protein-like. Gene Ontology annotation, molecular function: ubiquitin protein ligase binding. Gene Ontology annotation, cellular component: cytoplasm. Gene Ontology annotation, biological process: proteasome-mediated ubiquitin-dependent protein catabolic process; regulation of proteolysis. The transcript has 2 exons. The record is from RefSeq and is a predicted model, not a curated record. Bases 413 to 1606 code for a protein of 397 amino acids. NCBI's taxonomy places the organism in Eukaryota, Metazoa, Arthropoda, Insecta, Hymenoptera, Braconidae.